Scatophagus argus is the source of this 1448-nucleotide messenger RNA. RefSeq names its product mitochondrial glycine transporter A-like. The record is from RefSeq and is a predicted model, not a curated record. The coding region runs from base 231 to 1088 and encodes 285 amino acids. Gene Ontology annotation, biological process: glycine import into mitochondrion. Gene Ontology annotation, cellular component: mitochondrion; mitochondrial inner membrane. The transcript has 8 exons. NCBI's taxonomy places the organism in Eukaryota, Metazoa, Chordata, Actinopteri, Scatophagidae. Gene Ontology annotation, molecular function: glycine transmembrane transporter activity.
CUGGUUUUAGGCCUACCAUCAUCAUCAUCGUGUCCUUUAUGUCUUUAUUGAAGUCUUAUAAAAACGCAAGGGUUUUGUCAGUUGCUUUACUCUUGUGAUAUCAGUCCGUGCGUCAGUGUCCUCACACUGCAGAAGAUUUGAGCAGACAGGCUAUAGAGGGUGUGGAAACCUUUUAGAGUGAAAAAUCCAUAAGAAGAGGAAAAACAGAAGAGUCACCCUCCUGAAAAACUAUGGAACUGUCACUGGCUCACCCUGCUAUCAAAGCCUUCAUGUGCGGCUCCUUCAGCGGGACCUGCUCCACGCUGCUCUUCCAGCCUCUCGACCUCGUCAAGACCCGUCUGCAGACUUUGCAGAGCAGCGUGCAGCCUGGUUCGGGCAGAGUGGGGAUGGUGACUGUGGUCCUGAGUGUGGUGAGGACUGAGAGGCUGCUGGGACUGUGGAAAGGAAUUUCACCGUCCUUUGCUCGGACCAUCCCAGGAGUGGGGCUCUACUUCAGCACCUACUACUCUUUAAAGCAGCACUUCUUCCAGGACAGAAGCCCGAGGGCCAUAGAGGCUGUGCUGCUGGGAGGGGGGGCCCGGACUGUGGCAGGGGUCUUCAUGCUGCCAGUCACUGUCAUCAAGACACGCUUUGAAUGCGGCAGGUACAAUUAUGGGAGUGUGACUGGAGCUCUGCGCAGUGUGUGUCAGACUGAAGGUCCAGCAGCUCUGUUCUCUGGCCUGAUGGCCACUCUCCUCAGAGACGUUCCUUUCUCUGGUAUCUACGUCAUGUUCUACAGCCAGACCAAGGACUUGUUGCCUAAAGAAAUCAGCACAUCUGCUUCCGCCCCCCUGGCUAACUUCAGCUGUGGGAUCCUGGCGGGUAUACUGGCCUCGCUGAUCACCCAGCCUGCCGAUGUGGUUAAAACUCACGUCCAAGUGAAUCCACAGCUUAGGACAGUAGAAGCUCUCAGAUACAUCUAUGUGGAACAUGGACUCCGGGGGUUCUUCAGAGGGGCAGUUCCACGGGCCCUGAGGAGGACCAUGAUGGCCGCCAUGGCGUGGACCGUGUAUGAGCAGAUGAUGGCUCGUGUCGGAUUGAAGUCCUGAAAUAGAGAUUGGACGAAGAGAAAAGAAGAGAUUGAAAGUCAAGUCACAGAGUGAAGACAGCAGUGAGUAAACAGGAAGGAACUGCUGAAGUGCAGACGAGCCUGGCAGUGUUUUGCUUGUAAGUGUGCCAAAGACUUUCCGUGACUUACAGUAUUUCACCACAACAAGAGAUGCAGGCGGGCGAGCGAGGAAAGUGUACGCCUAUCAUCUGAAUGACUAACAUGCACAUUACAGUAGAGAUGUGGAGGAUUUGCUCCAUGAUGUGCUUUUCUUGUUUAUGGCUGAAGAUAAGUGUGGGCUUUUUUGUGUUUUCGUAACUCUGGAAAAAAAUCUUUCAAAAUUAUAAAGGUAUGCUGUGAA